UUUCUUGCUUUUAUUCAUCCAUGCAAGUUGCAACUAACGAUUUUGAAGCUGUACUCGUGUCACUUAGUUGGUUACACUCUUCGACAAGUAGCAGAACCCUUAUUUAUUGCUCAUCAAUACUUCCUCGUCUUUCUUAGGCAUUGUGGAAAGUUCCAGAAGCUAAUUGACAACAACAAUGGAGGUGCUAAGGGUGCAAAGCGUAGCAGCCCAGUCAAAAGAUGCUUCCAUCCCCGCGAUGUUCGUGAGGUCGGAGACAGAGCAGCCUGGCAUCACGACCGUUCGCGGGGUGGAAUUGGAGGUGCCGAUCAUUGAUUUGAACGGCACCGAUGAAGUGAAGGUGCUGAGUGAGAUCGUGGAGGCGAGUAAGGAGUGGGGGAUGUUUCAAGUUGUGAAUCAUGAGAUACCUAGUGAAGUUAUAGCCAAAUUGCAGGCUGUGGGGAAAGAGUUCUUUGAGUUGCCACAAGAGGAAAAAGAGGUGUAUGGUAAGAUUGAAGGGUCUGAUUCUUUGGAAGGUUAUGGGACCAAGCUUCAGAAAGAGGUGAAUGGGAAGAAAGGUUGGGUGGAUCAUUUGUUUCAUAUUAUUUGGCCAACUUCUUCCAUUAACUACCGUUUCUGGCCUAAGAAUCCUGCUUCCUACAGGGAGGUGAAUGAGGAAUAUGGCAAGUACCUGCGUAGUGUGGCGGACAAACUUUUCAAAAGCAUGUCAAUUGGGCUGGGCCUUGAAGAAAAUGAGCUAAAGGAAGCUGCAGGUGGAGAUGACAUGAUUCACCUAUUAAAGAUCAACUACUACCCACCAUGUCCAUGUCCUGAUCUUGUUCUGGGUGUGCCACCACACACAGACAUGUCAUUCGUGACCAUUUUGGUCCCCAACGAGGUGCAGGGCCUCCAAGCAUUCAGGGAUGGUCACUGGUACGAUGUUAAGUAUGUCCCCAAUGCCCUCGUCAUUCACAUUGGAGACCAAAUGGAGAUACUGAGCAAUGGGAAAUAUAAGGCUGUCCUGCACAGAACAACAGUGAACAAAGAGGAGACAAGAAUGUCAUGGCCGGUGUUCAUAGAGCCCCAAGGAGACCAUGAAGUUGGUCCUCACUCCAAGUUGGUUAACCAAGACAAUCCACCAAAAUACAAGACCAAGAAAUAUAAGGACUAUGCCUACUGCAAGCUCAACAAGAUCCCUCAGUAAAUGAAGAUGCAAGCACUACUACCAAAUGAAAGUGUUGUUUGUGGUUUUUGAGAAGGAAAAUAAAAUCUGCUUGCCCUGUAUUCGUUUAAAUGUGAGAGAAAGAAUAAACCCUGUUUUACCAUGCAUUUCUCUUUUGGGGUUUCUUCUUCGAAUCUCAUGUUUAUUCAGUAAAUGUCAGUUUCAAGUGUAUUGAUGUGCUUUUGUGUCUAGGCGUAGCUUCAGGUUAUGCUAAUUUUCGUUCUUGUAUGAACAAUUUCUACCAGUUACAUUUUGUACUUAAAUA
Lotus japonicus is the source of this 1463-nucleotide messenger RNA. RefSeq names its product flavonol synthase/flavanone 3-hydroxylase-like. The record is from RefSeq and is a predicted model, not a curated record. The transcript has 4 exons. The coding region runs from base 176 to 1180 and encodes 334 amino acids. NCBI's taxonomy places the organism in Eukaryota, Viridiplantae, Streptophyta, Magnoliopsida, Fabales, Fabaceae.